AUGUGCCCAGCGUUCAUCUUGGAAUCUGCUACCCCUCACUCUGAGAACCUGCGCUUGGAACCAGUUCCAGCAUUGGAAACCCUACAAGUUGCUCUUGUGAGCUGUGGAAAGGAGCACUCCGUGGCUGUCUGUCACAAAGGAAGGGCCUUCGCUUGGGGAGCUGGUUCUGAAGGGCAGCUGGGAAUUGGAGAAUUUAAGGAAAUAAAUUUUACCCCUAAGAAGAUAAAAACUCUGACUGAUAUAAAAAUAAUACAAGUUUCCUGUGGAGACUACCACUCCCUGGCAUUAUCAGAAGAUGGCCAAGUGUUUUCAUGGGGAAAGAACAGCCACGGACAGCUGGGCCUGGGGAUGAAGUUCCCCUCCCAAAACAGCCCACAGAGGGUGACGUCCCUGGAGGGGAUCCCCCUGGCUCAGGUGGCUGCAGGAGGGGCCCACAGCUUUGCCCUGUCUCUCUGUGGGACUUCAUUUGGCUGGGGAAGCAACAGUGCAGGGCAGCUGGCCCUCAGUGGGAAUAAUGUCCCAGUGCAAAGCUACAAGCCUCGUUCGAUUAGUGCGCUGAGGAAUCUGGGUGUGGUUUAUAUCAGCUGUGGUUAUGAGCACACUGCAGUGCUUACGCAGAAUGGGAAAGUGUUCACAUUUGGAGACAAUAGCUGUGGACAGCUGGGAUACAGCUCCACUGCGGGGGACAGAGGUCCACAACUCGUGGAAAGAAUUGACGGCCUAGUUUCGCAGAUAGAUUGUGGAAGUUAUCACACCCUUGCAUAUGUCUACACCACUGGUCAGGUGGUGUCUUUUGGUCGUGGACCAAGUUGCAGGAGCAGCCCAACUCCUCCAGAGGCCCAGACAGAGAACUUUGACAUUAGCUGCCUGCUUUCUGCUGAAGACCUUGUGGAUGUUCAAGUCAAACACAUUUUUGCUGGAACAUAUGCCAACUUUGUGACAACUUAUCAGGCUACUAGUUCCACAAGUGUUUCCAGGAAAACUCUGCCAGAAAUAAGCCAAAUGAACCAGUCCUUGACAGAAAAAUGGAUGGUCGUGACAAAUGGAAGUACUGAAUGUGAAGUGGCUAAGAGUGAAAUUAGAAUGAUAUUUUCAUCACCUGCUUGUCUGACUGCAAGUUUUUUAAAGAACAGAGAGUCUGGAGAAAUGAUUCCCAUUGAUGUGGACUUAGAAAUGGCAAGAGAUACCUUCAAGAAGUUAACGAAAAAGGAAUGGAUUUCUUUCAUGGUGACUGCAUGUCUCAGGGAUAAUCUUCUCAGAGCUCUUCCACGUCGUUCUCCACACCGAGAAGCGUUAUCAGUUUUCCUUCUUCUCCCAGAAUGUCCUGUGAUGCAUGAUUCUAGGAACUGGGAGAGUCUAGUGGUGCCAUUUGCAAAGGCUGUUUGUAAUAUGAGUGACAAGUCUUUACGAGUCCUGAAGCAGUGUUGGGCAUCUUUGCAAGAAUCUUCUCUCAACACACUGGUCCAGAUGCUUAAAACUGCCAUCAUUUCUCAAAUUCAUUAUUGGACUGAAACCAGUCAGAGUCACUGCAAUGCUAAAGCUCUUCUAGAAAUGAUGAAAACAGUGUAUAAGGUAAAUAAAGCUAACUGUCUAGUACCAGAAGAUACUUUCAACAUAACUGAACUCUCUUAUUUUUUGAACUUUUAUGAAGAUAGAAGAAGAGUGUUCUUGAGGAAGAACAACCUGAUACCUGCAGAAAAGGCCAGUCUCCUUAUUUUCAGUGAUUUUCCGUUUAUCUUUAAUUUGCUAUCCAAAAUUAAAUUAUUCCAAGCUGAAUGCGUUAAACAAAUGCAGGUAUCUAAACGGAAGUACUAUAAUGCAAUAGUGUGUGCAUCCCUGGGGCAAACAAUUCAGCAAGGAAAGGAUGAAUUCCCUCCAGCACCUAUAUUUAUACUUCAAGUCAGACGGAGUCACCUAGUUGAAGAUGCUCUGCGUCAGUUAAGCCAAGCUGAAGUCACUGACCUCCGGAAAGAGUUAGCGGUUUCAUUUAGUGGAGAAAUUGCACUUGACUCUGGAGGAGUCAGGGCAGAGUUUUUCCAUUGUCUGUUUGAAGAGAUGACCCAGCCGGAAUAUGGGAUGUUCACGUAUCCUGAAGAGGCUUCCUACAUGUGGUUUCCUGUCAGCCCCAAAUUUGAGAAGAAGAGUUAUUUCUUCUUUGGGGUUCUAUGUGGACUUUGCCUAUUCAGUUGCAAUGUUGCCAACAUCCCUUUCCCAAUGGCUCUGUUUAAGAAACUUUUGGACCAAACCCCAUCAUUGGAAGACUUGAAAGAACUCAGUCCUGUUUUGGGAAGGAGUUUGCAGACACUUCUGGAUGAUGAAAGUGAUGACUUUAGAGAAGUAUUUUACAUCCAUUUUAAUGUGCAUUGGGACAAAAAUGAUGUAGAGUUAAUUCCUAAUGGAAGUUGCAUAAUUGUCGACCAGACUAACAAGAGAGACUAUGUUUCUAAGUGUGUCAAUUACAUCUUCAACGUCUCUAUAAAGGCAGUUUAUGAAGAAUUUCAAAGAGGAUUUUACAAAAUCUGUGACAAGGAGAUUAUUGAAUUUUUCCAUCCUGAAGAACUCAAGGAUGUGAUUAUUGGAAAUACAGAUUAUGACUGGGAAACAUUUGAAAAGAAUGCACUUUAUGUGGAAGGAUAUGACAAUUCACAUCCCACCAUAGUGAUGUUUUGGAAGGCUUUACACAAAUUGACUGUAGAGGAAAAGAAAAAAUUCCUAGUGUUUCUUACAGGAACUGACAGAAUUCAAGUAAAAGGUUUAAAGAACAUGAAAAUAACAUUUUGCUGUCCUGCAAAUUUGAAUGAAAAAGAUCCCAUAAGAGCACAGACAUGUUGUAGUGUCCUCUACCUCCCUAAAUAUUCUACAAUGGAAAGGGUAGAAGAAGCACUUCAAGUCGCCAUCAACAGCAGUAGAGGAUUUGGCUGACCCCACUUCAUACUCUUUACCCCUUUUUGGAAAUAUUUUCAAAAAUAAAAUUAAGAACUCAAAAAUUAACAU
Ceratotherium simum simum (southern white rhinoceros) is the source of this 2994-nucleotide messenger RNA. Lineage: Eukaryota; Metazoa; Chordata; Mammalia; Perissodactyla; Rhinocerotidae. The record is from RefSeq and is a predicted model, not a curated record.